AUUAAAAAGGAAAAAGAAAAAAAAAAAAAAAAUCAACAGAAAUCAAAAAUAAAAAAAGAAGUUUAAAUAUUUAUUUAUUUUAUAUAUAUAAAGGAAAGAAUGGAAAUUGAUUUAGAUUCAAUUAUAUCUAGACUUUUAGAACCAAGAACUACUAAACCAGGUAAAUUUGUCGACCUUGCAGAGGAAGAAAUUAGAUAUUUAACAGUUCAAGCAACAGAAAUUUUUAUAAAUCAACCAAUUUUAUUAGAAUUAGAAGCACCAAUUAAAAUUUGUGGAGAUAUUCAUGGUCAAUACUAUGAUUUACUUCGUCUCUUUGAAUAUGGUGGAUUCCCACCACAAUCCAACUACCUCUUUUUAGGUGAUUAUGUCGAUCGUGGUAAACAAAGUUUAGAGACUAUUUGUCUUUUAUUAGCCUACAAAAUCAAAUAUCCAGAAAACUUUUUCAUUCUUAGAGGUAAUCACGAAUGUGCUUCAAUCAAUCGUAUUUAUGGUUUUUAUGACGAAUGUAAAAGAAGAUACAACUCCAAGCUUUGGAAAGCUUUUACAGAUUGUUUUAAUUGUCUUCCAGUUGCAGCUAUUAUCGACGAAAAAAUCUUUUGUAUGCAUGGUGGUCUUUCACCAGAUCUCAAAAACAUGGAUCAAAUCCGUAGAAUUGCCAGACCAACAGUUGUACCAGAUUACGGUCUUUUAUGUGACCUCUUAUGGGCCGAUCCAGACAGAAAUAUUACAGGUUGGGAAGAAAAUGAUCGUGGUGUAUCUUAUACUUUCGGUGCCGAUAUUGUCGAACAGUUCCUCAAGAAACACGAUCUAGAUUUGGUUUGCAGAGCCCAUCAAGUUGUUGAAGAUGGUUAUGAAUUCUUUGCCAAGCGUCAAUUGGUCACACUUUUCUCUGCUCCAAAUUACUUUGGAGAGUUUGAUAAUGCUGGUGCUAUGAUGGGUGUCGAUGAAACUUUAAUGUGCUCAUUCCAAAUUUUAAAACCUGCCGAUAAAAAAAAAAUAACAAAUGAUAGUAAUGGUAGACCAUUGACUCCACUAAAAAACAAACAACAAAAACAAAAAAAAUAAAAUAAUAACAAAAUAAUACAAAUAAUACAUAAAUAAUAAUCAAACCAAUCCAUCGUCAUCAUCAAUCAUAUCACCAUCACAACCAUCAUCAUCAUCCCACCAUCUCUUUUUUAAAAUUAAAAAAUAAAAAAAAAAAAAAAAAUGAAUAAUAAUAAUC
This is a messenger RNA of Dictyostelium purpureum, 1222 nucleotides long. RefSeq lists its product as uncharacterized. The record is from RefSeq and is a predicted model, not a curated record. NCBI's taxonomy places the organism in Eukaryota, Evosea, Eumycetozoa, Dictyosteliales, Dictyosteliaceae. Gene Ontology annotation, cellular component: nucleus; cytoplasm. Gene Ontology annotation, molecular function: protein serine/threonine phosphatase activity. Bases 100 to 1065 code for a protein of 321 amino acids. The transcript has a single exon.